AUGUCCUUCAAUGGCCCAGAAGGUCAAGGUCGCCGUCCUCCCCCAGGAAACCGACCUCCCCCUCCCCCUCCCGGCUACGGCCCUGAAGGCUUCUGGAAUUUUAUCCGCUCCAUGACCCCCAGCGGCACCGGCCCUACCUCACCUCCCAAUACUCGCCCGGGUAACGAAGGCGUAAGUGCCCAACCCCCCUUCCCGCCCUUUGGAUUUUUCGGCGGUGGCCCCGAAGGCUUCAACUUCAACCCAUCCUGGGCUAUUCCUCACAACCCUCCCCCUCCUCACCGUCGCGGGCCCCCUGGCCCUCGCUCUGGUGCCGACACCGGUGACGACUCCGACGGGCAUCACCACCAUCCCGGUCGUCACGGUAGACACGGCCGUGGAGGCCACCAUGGUCUUCACUCCCGCAGUCGAAACCACAGCCAUCCCCGCCGUGAGCCAGAGGUAGAGGAGGAUCUGUAUGACAUCUCUGCCGCCGCCGGGGCAGCUGAGCACGACCUCACGGGGGCAUACGACCGUGCUCGGGAGAGGGAGAAGGAAACGGAGAAUGAUGACGACAUGAAGAGCACCUCGACCUUGAGAGACGGGAUCGACACCCCUACUACGACUACCUUUGAGGAUGAGAAAGAAAAGGAGAGGGAGCACCCUGAUCCUCCUGAGGACAUCCCCUCUGCUUCUUCCGGUCCCGGCCAUCGAGGUCGGUGCCGUGGUGGGCCCGGAAGAAGGGGUCGCUGCGGACGUGGGUUUGGGGGCGGGAGACACAAUUCUUGGGGAUGGGGCAGCGGACCAAAUGGAUUUGGGGCUGAAUUCGGCAGACCUCCUUUUGCGCCGCAUUUUGGACCGGGAGGUGGUUUCGGUGGGCCGAGACAUGCUUCUGGGCCGCAGAUUGAUAUCGGGAGUGCGGUGAGGGGGCUGGGGAAUUUGGGGUGGGUGAUGGGACAGCACCCUUUGGCCAAGGGGCUGAGGGAGUACUUCUCUGGUGGGCAGAGCAACGGGGAGAAUAAUGGAGGGGAGGAGGGGGUGUUGUUUGAGGGAGAGGAGACUGCCAGCCCGCCGGCGGAUGUGUUUGAUUCGAACAAUGCUUGGGCUGUGCACGUUGCUGUUCCGGGGGCGAAGAAGCGGGAUGUGGGUGUUCAUUGGGACAAGGAGAGAGGUGUGCUUGUGAUUAGUGGGGUGAUCUACAGGCCUGGAGAUGAGGAGUUUUUGAAGGGGCUGGUUACAGCGGAGAGGACGGUUGGGUUGUUCGAGAAGAAGAUCAAGAUGCCGCCUGCGGAGACGGAGAACAGUGAUGUGGAGGUGGAUGCGGAUGGGAUCAGUGCAAAGCUGGAGGACGGUGUCUUGUUUAUUGUCGUUCCCAAGAAGAAGAAGGAGAAGGGCACUGGGGAGAUCAAGAGAAUUCAAGUGCUUUAA
Molecule: messenger RNA, 1404 nt
Organism: Podospora anserina S mat+
Lineage: Eukaryota; Fungi; Ascomycota; Sordariomycetes; Sordariales; Podosporaceae
Exons: 1
Coding region: 1-1404 (467 amino acids)
Biological process (GO): response to hydrogen peroxide; protein folding; response to salt stress
Source: RefSeq, a predicted model, not a curated record